AUGGCGUAUAAAAAGAAUUCAAAUAUAGAACCCUGCGACUACAUGUUCAAGGUCUUGCUCCUUGGAGAUGCUGGUGUCGGAAAGACAAGUUUGAUGUGGCGGUUUUCGGACGAUAUGUUCAAUCACACCUACAUCUCUACAAUUGGAAUCGAUUUCAAAUUACGAACUAUUGACGUGCAAGGAAAAAAAGUUCGUCUACAGAUCUGGGAUACGGCAGGCCAGGAACGAUUUCAUGCUAUCAGUGUGUCGUAUUAUAGGACCGCGUCCGGAAUUAUGCUUAUUUACGAUAUAAGUCGCAGGCGCUCGUUUGAAAACAUUGCAAAAUGGCUGCGAAAAAUUGACGAACAUGCCAAAGAAGAUGUCACUAAACUACUGAUAGGAAACAAAUGCGACAUUCAGCAUCCAAGAGCUGUCAAACGCGAGGAGGGGGAACAGCUAGCUGACGAGUACGAUAUGCCUUUCUUUGAAACAAGCGCCAAGGAAAAUGAAAGCAUCGAUGAAGCUUUUGAAAGUGUCGCAAAGGAAAUGUUAUUUAAAUUUGUAUCAGGAUGGAGUGCAAAAGAACAGGAAAGAGUUACAAACGGAGCGGUAGUUGACAUAAAGAAAAAGAGUCGCUUUGUGAGGAAAAAGGAGAAAACUUGUUGUUAA
This is a messenger RNA of Pocillopora meandrina, 648 nucleotides long. NCBI's taxonomy places the organism in Eukaryota, Metazoa, Cnidaria, Anthozoa, Scleractinia, Pocilloporidae. The record is from the annotation of a GenBank genome assembly.